AUGGCAACGAGCAAUAUCGGAGGUGGAAAGGCAAUGAAAUUCGGGGCCGAGACCGCGCAAAACCGGAUUGAAAGGUGUGGAGUUGAGUUGCUCUGCGCACACUAUUAUGGCGCUAUUACCCGAAUGUGUUGCUACGACAGAAGCAAUGCGGGACAUGGCCAGUCAGAGGAGAAUAUUUCCGAGCCGAACCAAUACCGGGGGCGGGUCCUCACUAUCUGCUGCCGUGGCAAUGAUACUUUGCCAAUGCGGAGAUCUUUCCCCACGGAUAGUACCAGAGACCUCAUAUCAAACCUGGAUAAUAAUGUCAGUGCGGAGUACGGAGUACUGGACAAAUCUCAAACCGGCAAUUUCCGUUCUUUAAGAUCCGAUGAGAGAAAAACGCGCAAAGGAGGAGAGGAGCACUUAAAACGUGCUUCAUCCCGCGGGGAUGUAUCAUAA
Molecule: messenger RNA, 438 nt
Organism: Coccidioides immitis RS
Lineage: Eukaryota; Fungi; Ascomycota; Eurotiomycetes; Onygenales; Onygenaceae
Exons: 5
Coding region: 1-438 (145 amino acids)
Source: RefSeq, a predicted model, not a curated record